Messenger RNA from Drosophila subobscura, 2606 nucleotides. RefSeq lists its product as uncharacterized. Gene Ontology annotation, molecular function: oxidoreductase activity. Lineage: Eukaryota; Metazoa; Arthropoda; Insecta; Diptera; Drosophilidae. The transcript has 3 exons. The coding region runs from base 167 to 2575 and encodes 802 amino acids. The record is from RefSeq and is a predicted model, not a curated record.
AUAUUUUAAAAUUACAAUAGCCAAGAUUCACCUCUCACAAUUACUUUUAAAGAAUGUCACAAAACUAAACAAAUUCAAGUAAUAAUGCUGCUACCCUUGAAGACUUUUGAGCCCGAGCAACCCGCCAGUUCCAACACGUACACGCUGAAGCGCCAGAUAGCGAAGCAUGGAACGAAAACACAAGAGAUGCUGUUUCAAGCGUUCCGAUUCAAUUUGCAGGAUGAGAGAAAUGCGCACGAUGUCGAAGUCCAUCUCGAGUCCAAGCGCCGAGAAUCGCAGCCAACCCACUGACUCGGGAAACUCCAUGCCAGCAGCCGUCAAAGCCUCGUCCAGCUCCGUUUCCCAGAUGACCAAAAGUGGCCCCAAGAAACGCUUCUUGUCGUUUCUCUGGCGGAGCAAGGAGUCCAAGGAGCUGCGCAAGCAGCGCAUGUCCCUGAAGCAGGCCAAAGCUAGGCGCCUGAAGCCCGAUCUCAACAUUCCACUGGAGGAGCAGGACAUUCGCAAGCUCAUCCGACUCUACUGCAAGCACGACAAUCUGUACAAUCCGAAGAACUCGUACUACGGCAACAAGGAGAUCGACGAGGACUGCUACAUCGACAUGACGCGCUCCUUUCCCGGCCACACCAGCGACGAGCUGCGCGGCUACCUGGAGGAGCUGAAGAACCUCUUCGAGCGGGAGUACACCAUCAUCGAGAGCGCCUGCCGCAACUACGGCGAGAUCAUGACCCCGUCCAUCCAGUACUACAACGAGUUCCUCUUUCUGGUGCCCUAUUUGUGCAUCAACUUUGACAAGAAUCGGCCACGCAGCUCCAGCGACCUGGCGCUGCCCAAGCACUCCAGAUCCGCCUCCAGCAUGUUUUCGCAGAAGAAACCCUCCACGACGGAGCUGAAGAAUACGCUGGCCGCCAACGAAAUGCUGCGCAACAAGAUGGCCAAGCUGGCGGCCUGUGGCGUCUCUCCUUGUGCAUGCUUUGGCAAGAAUGGGAAGCGAAAACCGGAGAAGAAACCAAGCGCAAAGGACAUCAAGAAGGAGAAGAAGCCAAAGGAGCAGCAGGAGGAAAGCAAAGAAAAUGAUGAGCCGCUUGCUCAUGAGGCGCAUUCUCAGGUGGAUGCGGAUGGGCAUAUUACCUUCUCUCCCUCCGCACACAAACGGAAGGCACCGAGCCAGUCCCAGAACGUGCCCGAAUCCAGACUGUCCAUUGAAUCCUCAUUCUACUCUACCGAAAAGGAAAAGGAGGUGACAGACCUGGGCCGUAACUCGCACACUGUCGAAACUGCAUUGCCCGAGGAAGAAGUCCGGCAGGAGCGGAGACCUAGUGGUCCAAGGAUUUGUCCACGUGAUGCGCCAUGCCCUGCGGCUGCACCUGUGGCCCAGAAGAUCAGUCCAACCGCUGCUGAGCUGCCGGGUGGGAAUGCCCAACAGGUGCAGAUGCUCUGCGACAUGAUUCGCACAGAACUGACUUCGGCGCCGGACUUUAUUUACUUCGAUGCCAAGUGGCGGAUCAUCGAGAUACUGCGUGAGGUGCACAAGCGCCAGCUGGUCCACCAGAAGGGCACACCAAUCUGCAACGGACAACGCUGUCCACCUGCACCGCCGCUCAAGAAGUUUCCGCCCAGUCAGAAUUCCUCGCGAAGAGGUUUGCCGGUGCCGGAACAGAAGGUCGGAGCAGCACGCGCCUGCGACUGUCAGUUCUGCCGUCGGCCCGCGAUUGAGAUGGAAGUGGAGGCAUUUCUGAACAGCUCCAAGCUGCUGCAGCACUGGCCAAGCUGCCUGGUUGGUCUGCUCCUCGUUUUGGUCAUUAAAUACAUCGUCCGCAAGCGCAAGGAUAGCUCCAAGCAAGAUGGAACCGUCAGGGAUGAGGAUAUAGCAACUGAGUUCGAAGAGGUAGCGGACGACGACCUGCAGCCCGCUCUGGAGGAGAAGCCGCAUGUGCAGUUCGUUCCUGGCCAGACACUCAAUCCCAAUGGCGCCCAGCGCUUCUAUGAGCUGGUGUGUGGACGUCGCAGCAUUCGCUCGUUCAGUGCCUCGCCCAAGCCCAGCCUCAGCGUCAUUGAGGAGUGCAUAAGGGCGGCUGGAACUGCUCCGAGUGGAGCGCACACAGAGCCCUGGACGUUUUGCGUGGUGGAGGAGGCCGGAGUCAAGCAAUCCGUGCGUUGGAUUGUGGAGCACGAGGAGCAGAUCAAUUACAACAAGCGCAUGCAUCCCCAGUGGGUCACGGAUUUGCGACCACUCCAAACAAGCCAUGUGAAGCCGUAUCUCACGGAUGCGCCCUAUCUUAUCCUGAUCUUUAAGCAGGCCUACGGCACCACCAAGGAGGGACGAAGGAAAACCCACUAUUACAAUGAAAUCUCCACGUCCAUUUCUGCCGGAAUCCUGCUGUGCGCCCUGCAGGCAGCGGGGCUAUCAUCUCUGGUCACAACUCCUCUGAACUGUGGCCCCGCCCUGAGGGAGCUGCUCCAGCGACCGGAGAACGAGAAACUGCUGAUACUCCUGGCUGUGGGCUAUCCGUCGGACGACUGCAAGGUGCCCGACUUGGAGCGCAAACGUCUGGACGAGAUCAUGGUUAAAUAUUAACAUUUACAUUCCAAAUAAAUUACUAAAAGUG